This is a messenger RNA of Hemicordylus capensis (graceful crag lizard), 7687 nucleotides long. It is a transcript of the gene RERG, whose product is annotated as RAS like estrogen regulated growth inhibitor. The transcript is spliced from 5 exons. NCBI's taxonomy places the organism in Eukaryota, Metazoa, Chordata, Lepidosauria, Squamata, Cordylidae. The coding region runs from base 408 to 1007 and encodes 199 amino acids. The record is from RefSeq and is a predicted model, not a curated record. Gene Ontology annotation, molecular function: GTP binding; GTPase activity.
GCUGUUAUCAACAAGGGAAGCCGCGUUGAGCUUGUUUUGGAGCUCUCUCGGCACAAGCUCCGAUUCCCCGCUGUAUUCUGCAGCAGCAGCAGCAGCCUUUUCUCUUUGCCGCUAGUUUCUCUACGUGGGGGGAGAGGAAGGAGGACCGAGGACGUAACUCCAGGCAGCCUCCGAUCAUGGCUUCGUUUCGCUCGCAUCUCUGAUCCAGGAGCAAGGCGGUGAUCGCCCUCGCGGACCUCCAGAUUUGGGGAGCACAGUCCAAUUCCUGCGCUCAGCCGGCCGAGAGGUGAGACCCUGCUUGGAAAUCGCAAUGACGUGGUGAAGCCGAAGAAAGGACCUAGAAAUCCAUCUUUUACUCCACUUUGGGCAAACCAGUGAAAUUUCCACCAGACUCAUUUUUCCUCACCAUGGCUAAGAGUGCAGAAGUGAAGCUGGCCAUCUUUGGUCGAGCUGGAGUAGGGAAAUCGGCUCUCGUUGUGCGGUUUCUGACCAAACGGUUCAUAUGGGAGUACGAUCCUACUCUUGAGUCUACCUAUCGCCAUCAAGCCACCAUUGACGAUGAAGUUGUUUCCAUGGAAAUACUAGACACAGCCGGGCAGGAAGAUGCCAUUCAGAAGGAAGGACACGUUCGAUGGGGCGAGGGCUUUGUGCUGGUCUACGACAUCACGGACCGUGGGAGCUUUGAAGAAGUCCUACCACUUAAGAACUUGCUGGAUGAAGUUAAAAAACCCAAGAAUGUUACUUUGAUCCUAGUUGGGAACAAAGCGGACCUAGACCAUUCCAGGCAGGUCAGCACCGAAGAAGGGGAAAAGCUGGCCACAGAACUUGCUUGUGCAUUUUACGAGUGCUCUGCGUGUACAGGAGAAGGCAAUAUCAUGGAGGCCUUUUAUGAGCUCUGCCGGGAAGUGCGACGCCGGAAGAUGGUCCAAGGCAAGACCCGGAGACGGAGUUCCACCACCCAUGUCAAGCAGGCGAUUAACAAGAUGCUCACCAAGAUCAGCAGCUAAAAUUAUUACAGUCCCCACCCCAAGAUGCAGAGCAGGUUAAUCUUGAGUUGAAAGGGGUCACUAGAUCAGAUUGUAGUCAAUCAACAGGAUAGUCAAAACGUUGGCUGCUUUGUUUUGUUUAACCACCACAUUAUUCUUCCCAAAAUUAAGAGAAGCAAAGCAAGCUUUAAGAAUGGUAGCAUGUGCUACCAGGUUGGGUCGUCUUCAAAUUAAAUCAUAUUUUUUUCAGAAUCAAUUCACAGGGUAGCUCAAGAGAUGCGGAAUGUGUCAGAAUGUCUCUCAUUGGUUCUUCACCUCCACCCUAGCAUGUUCACAAGUCACUACUAUAUGCUGACUUCUCUGUGGCUAAUAAGUAAUGAAUCUGCAGCCCAGUUCCUCACUGGGUGAACAGAGGGCUCUUUAUCACUGGUUAUUUUGCACAGUUUACAUAUGCUCACUUGACAAGCCACUCAUCUGUAAUGCCCAACCACAGAGCAAGAAGAAUACCAAUUGUCUAGGGAUAUGCAAAUGGAUUUGAAUUCAAAUUGAUUCAGCUCGGAUCUGGGUGAUUCGAGUGAGUCAAAUUUGAAUCGAAUUAGAUUCAAAAUCAAAUCAAGUUUUUAAAAUUAGAUUUGAAUUCUACUUGAGGGCCAUUUGGUGCCUUUUAAAAAUCAUUCAGGCCCUCUAGUUGGUUAAAAAUGGCACUUAAAUGGGCUUGAAUUGAUUUGAAUUCGAAACAAGUUUUAGAAAUUUGAUUUGAAUUUGAUUCAAAUCGAAUUGAAAAUUUUGAUUUGUGCACAUCCCUAGACUAUAGUGGUUAAAUUCUCCAUGGACAUGGGAGACAACAAGAUUACCAGCUGGCUGCCUGUUCAUUGUGCUAAGUUUGCCACUUGAUGAAUGGCCACCUGUAUUUACCUAUAGAUAGUUUUCAAAGCUAGUGUCCUCAGCAGGAAGCCAGCCAAAUAUGAUGAAGCAAUCUAUGAAUGACAGGUUCUGUACCUUUCACAACACUAUAUUAAUGCAUGAUUAAUUAAAAAAUAGACUUUGAAACUUUCCGUGAACCAUUUUUUAACGCCUACAUUUUAGUAGGAUGUCUCCUAAAUAAACCAAGCUGUUGGAAGCUCUUCAGUAAACUGGUAGCACCUCUGUGGUUGCUGCUGUGGCCACACUGCAGUUGAACAGGAAAUAACGUUUAAUUCUUUCCUAAAGACUUGGCUUUGUUCUUGCUCUGUUCCUAGCUGGUGCAUCUGUUUAUUUUUUAAAAAUUGAAAAGAAGGAGCUCAAAACAAACCUCAGGUUUUGGAGAAGACACAGCUGGUAUUUGUGAAUCUUGACUCAUCUUCAUGAUUAGUGUUUAGUAAAGACUGUUUACUUGUAGCACGCUAUUGUUUGUUUUAAUCAAAGGCAACAUUUUUGUAAUGUAUGGGUUGAUUAUUAGCCAUGAUUUCUGUGUGGGUGGGUUUUGAUUCAGUGUAAGGGACUGGAAUACAUGAGUGUUGGAGGUUGCUUAUGACCAAUAAUUCUGUAAUUGGUGAUAGCAUUGGAAAACUCCUACCUGUGUUAUGACAUGGGAGUCCACCUUGUUAAAGGCAAAUCAAAGCAGCACUUGAAUAUGGUUUUUUAAAUAAUUCUGAGCUGGCUUUUUGGCCAUUGGAAGUGGCCAGCCCACAUUUUUAAAAGUCAUAAUAUAUUUGAUUUAAAUACCUAAAGCAUAACUCCUCCUCUCCCUCCAGUUCCCUAUCAAAGGGUCCAUAUAUUACUGUGUGGGAACAAUUUCCUUGAGGUUGAACAUAGGAAGCUGCCUUAUACUGAGUCACACCGUUGGUUUAGCUAGCACAGUACUGUCUGUACUGAGUGACAGCAGUUCUCCAUGGCUUUCCAUGGGGGGGUCUUCCCCAGCUCUGCUGCAAGGUUUAAUGAGCAUCCAGGGGGAGGGGGACAAGAGGAGGCAGGCCCCCCCCCUGGAUUGAGCCAGCUCCCUUUGAAUUCAAUAUGGCAUACUCCCAGGGUGGGGGUAUUGGAUUGCUGGCUUUGCCCUACACACACACAACCCAAAAAACUCCUGCAGGUGCCCCCACUAGGUUCUAAAAGACCAGUGAUCUGUGCCCACAGGUCUUGACCCAAGUUCCAACUUCCACCACCACCCCGCCACAUUAGUAUUUAUUGAGUGCCAGCAAGGCCCCUGCACUUUCUUGCACCUCAUCCAUAACCCCUGCUCAAUUGGUUGUUUUGUUUUCCCCUUUUUGCAGUGGCAAACCCACUGCAUGAUACUCAUUUUGUUUCGGUGUCCUUCCCUCCUCCUCCUCUGCCACCUCUUCCACCUCCUCCUUCGUCCAGCAGCAUGUGUUACUGCUGAGCACAAAUUCCAGGGUGACUGGGGCACCAAAAAGAGACCCCAGCAACAGCAACUCUGCCUCCCCCUUCCAGAUCAUCAAGAGAGCCCACAGGUUGCUGGGACCAUGAUUCCAACAGAGAGACCCCACAGGACUGCCAGGGCCUCAGCACCCAAGAAAGCCCACGGCCAGGACCCCAACAACUGCACCUCUUCUUUCCAAGUGUGUGCACACUGUGGUGGGAAGGGCGAGAACACAAUGCCUUCUCCCCAUUCCCUCUUUUACGCCCAGAGCGGAAGAGGAACUGCAGAGAAGGCACUCCGUCCAUAUCUCCCCCUUUUUAUUACUGUGCAGACUUGGGAGGAGGAGGCCAGGAGAUGGAUGGAAGAGGUCGUGCCAGGGAUCGCCAGCUAGGUUGGAAUUAAAAUCCGAGCCCAGCAUGUGCACCCAGCUACCACCUCCUCCAUACACAAAACAAGGUUGGUUGGGUGGGGUGUGUGGCAGGGAACCAGGGCACCCAGAAAAACAUUUGGGGGGUGUGUGUGUAUAGUUCUCUUUUUGGAAGUGUUAGCUUGGAAGAGAGAUUUCUUUAUCUACUCCAGCUGCAGUGGAAGUGCACAGGUAAGGAGAGCACUGCUAAUUAAUAUUGUCUGGAGACAUGGAGUUAAAGUUCUAAAUAAAGUAGUUUAUUUAGGAAAUCCACCAGGGAGAUAGCUAAGGCCUGCAUGCCUUUCUGCUAGCCACAUACAGGAAGAGGGGAAGGGAGAAGAAGGAUGUCUCUCUCAGGUGAGAGAAUGAAACCUAUGUCCUAUCAGUCUAACAAAGAGGAAUCAGAGUAGAGGAAGCAGGAUAGAGAAAGGAAUGCCCUUAUUGGCUGUCUCUACCCCUAAAGCCCCUAGCGGCCAAUAGGGUUGCUGGUGCUAAGAGUCGACGCCAUGCAGGAUCUGCACCUCCAGCUGGAAGGCACCCUGAAAUUCCUCUUCCAAGCUUCAAUAUCUCUUUGGAGAUCACCCUGAAAUCCUCUUCCCACUUCACUUUUUCAAAAUUUCGGCACCAUUCUCCAUUAUGAGGCAGGAUUUCUUCUGCCUCACGCCCUUUCCUCAGAGUCAAACCCUGAAUAACGCUCUAGCCGCUCUCAUAGUUGGGUUCAGUAACAAGUCUGACUGCUUCUAUUUAUAACAUUUAGUCAAGAUUUCCAGAAGUCAUUUCAUACCAUUCUAGAUUUUUCUAAUAAACUGAAGAGAUUAAUUAUAUUCCCUUUGACCUAGUGGGCCAAUUGUCAAGCUGUUACGACUGUGGCCUUUCUUAUAAUGCAGCCAUGCUUACAGCUCAGCAUCCUGCUUUCAAAAGGUGCUGAGGCAUAUAUCAAAGCAUUCCUCUCAGAAGUCUUAAUUUCAGAGGCUCCACAACUGUGUCAAAAGGAGCCAAUAUAACAGGCCCCUAUCGCAACCCGAUUUGCAGCAACAGACAGGAGCACAUUUAAAUGGUUCUUACUUGGCAUGGAUUUAUUUUUCCUUCCUUAAGAUGGCAACAGCAAUUUCUUUUCUUGGUUGGGUUCUUUGCUCCUAAAUACAUUUCUUAUUUGUUCCCCAAGAUUUUUUAAUCCUGUGGUUUUCAGGGAACCCUCUUCAUAGUAUGCUGUCUGGUAUAGAGCCCUGUAUACUGCAAAGGAUUCUGGGGCAUAUUCUAGAAUGCUGCGUAUGCAGCUCAGGUGGGUCAGUUGCCACAGAGCCUCACUAUCACCCUGCAAUAAUAAAAUAUGCACCCUACAAGACACCCGACACUGGCUGACAUACAAAGCAAGGAUGACCUGUGCAGUGGGGGGCGUGGCAAUUGUUGAUGCCCUCCUGUCCCCCAGGAAGCCUUCAGUGCUACCCAAAAAUAUGUCCCCAAGGGCUGCACAGUUCCCAGGGACAUAUUUUUUGGUGGUACAGAGGGCUUCCUGGGGAAGGGGAGGGCAUAAAAAAUAGUUCCUUCCCUCACUAGACAGGUGCAAUUAGUUGGGAAGUUCUGUUAGGCUGUUCUCUCACUGGACUGGUGCAUUCUUUCUCUGUAUGUCAGCCAUUGUCCUGAGACUGCACAUUGCAAUGGAAGACCAGUAAGUGUAAGCAAGCUAUCUUUCAGGGCUGCUUGUCUGCCUUUUUUCAUCUUCUCAUUAAAAGAUCAGGUUCUGAGCAUUCACAGGCCUCUCUGGGAAACCGCCUGAAAACCAGUGAAUCAGAGAAUAUGGGCAGGAUCCAGAUCAAGUGAGUCAUUACUAGUUCCCAUUGAAAUUAAGCAGUAAUGACUAACAUGUCUCAUCUAUUUCAAUGGUGCUUUGUCAUGACUAACUUCACCUGGAUCCUGCCCUAUGUUUAAACAUGUCAGGUCACCAUUUCCAAAUAAAAGAACUGAGGAUUGCCACCCCAAGAAGCUGAAAUGAUGCAUUUGCAUGAGGCUAUGGGGAGUGAUCUGGUGUGCCUGUUGAGUGAUUCCAACCCCCCCAUAAGCCCCAUGUACCCUGAACAUAGCCUUUGCUAGUCCUUCUCCCAGUGUCAUGGCAGAGGAGGGUCACCAGGCCAUCUUCCCAAACCACAGAAUGGCCUGGGCUGUCUGCAUAAUCUAAAGUUUGAGGUUCUUCUGCUCUAUAGCAUACCCAUUUGGGUGGGGAUGGAGAUGUAGUUCAGUGGUAGAACAUCUGUUUUGCAUGCAGAUGGUCCUAGGUUCCAUCGCUGGCAUCUCCAGAGAGGACUAGGAAAGACUCCUGUCUGAAACCCUGAAAAGUUGCUGCUGGUCGACAUAGAAAAUAUGAGCUAGAUGCACUAAUGGUCUGACUCAAUAGAAGGUAUCUUCCUAUGUACUUAAUUAGAAAGGUGGGAGGGAGCACUUAAUCCUUGCCACACCUGCUGAUUCUCCCUUUUGUGGAAGGGACAUCACUCAGUGGAAGAGUAUCUGCUUUGCAUCAGCUCAUGGCCCCCCCAAUCUGGGCACACAUGCACAAGUCUAUUUAGAAGGAUCCCCAACAUCACACCUGCCCCAAGCCCCAUAAAUUCUGUGGGCAGCCCUGCCAGGUUUGAUUUUUGGCACCUCCAGAGAGGACUCCUGUCUGAAACCCUGGAGGGCCACUGCCAGCCAGAGUAGACAGUAUGAGCUAGGUGGACCAAUGGUUUGAUUCAGUAUAACGCAUCUUCCAAUGUACUGAUGUACCUAGGGUGGGAUUUGUCCUGAAUUUCUAGUUGUGGUCAGAACACCUGUUUGCCAUGAGGAUGCCUUUGGAAAAAAUGACCUCCUUUUGGCAAUUAAUCCUCUCCUCACUGUAAUGUUUGAAAGCACUAACCAUGUAGAUUGGGAUCAUCACUUUGGGUGUCCUAUGCCCUUUCCCAUAGCUUCCCACACCUUGUCAUUGCUCCAAUUUCUCUGCUUGUGAUUUCCACCAAAUGUUUUUUGGAAGGCCCGUAGUCUGCAUAACUGCCAUCUGAUUAGCAUGUGCAUGCCUUGCCCCACCAAUCCAAAGCAGUGGGAGGAGUUUUGUCAUUAAAAGCUAUGGAUAAAGGCAGUCCUGGGUCAGUCAUAAAUUAGCCAAUAGGGCAUGCAGCUAGCUUCUGGAGGCCUUGGUAAACUGCCCUCCAUGGGUCCCUCCUACCUGAGACGGCAUCAAGAAGCUGCUCCACCAUCACAUGAAGGUGGUGAUGGAUGUCAGGGUUGUGGGAGUUGUAGUCCAACAUCUGCAGGAUGGCCAAAGUUGAGCUGCCCUGAUUUAAGGCUUGCCUCCUUUCUGAGAUGCUAGCUUUGACAGUCAUGGUGGCACAGGGGUGUUCUCCACAAAGCAGGUGUGUAUUUGAGGUAGUUGGAGACUAAAAUAGUCCAUGCUCAUUGUUUGAAUCAGUUCCCAGUAAAUAAAAAUCAAUCACCUUUUCAAUGAUUUGGCAUUGCACAAAUUGUGGAAGGCAGCCAAAGAAGGAAAAUGGCUUUGAACGCCGGUUUUUCCCCUCUAUCAAUUAUUGUUCCCAGCUCUCGUUUUUCUUUUUCCUUGGGUUGUGUUUUUUGUUUGUUUGUUUGUUUUUUGUUUUGGAGUUUUUUUUAGGUGGGCGGGUGCAGGGUUGGAUGGGAUUGUCUUCAACAUUCAUUUGUUAUGGUCCUUUGUAUUGAUGGAGAAAAGAUGCAGAAGAUUUCUGCCAGAUGGUGAUGGAGGCUUUGGUUAUGAUUGGUUUAGGUUUGUUGUUUUUUUAAUGGCUCGAGCUAUUCAUGUAUCUUUCAAAAAAGGAAAGGCGUUUGUAAAAUAUAGAGGCUUUAACUGAACAAUAUUUCUUGGCAGCUUGGCAUUGCUGACUUUAUUUUCCUUGAAAAUGUUAAUCUAUAAUUAAAAAAAAAGUGUCAUUUUAAAAGCUC